Messenger RNA from Cajanus cajan (pigeon pea), 703 nucleotides. NCBI's taxonomy places the organism in Eukaryota, Viridiplantae, Streptophyta, Magnoliopsida, Fabales, Fabaceae. The record is from RefSeq and is a predicted model, not a curated record.
AAACCCUAAACUUCAAUAAUAGCCUUAUCCUUGGACAAUAGACAAACCCUCCAAGCCAAAUAGCUAAAGAAAGAGGCUUUAUUUGAGUGAGAAUUGGCACAAAGGGAAGAGGAAAGAUCAGCAACCAUUUAAGGACUUCACUCUCCAAAAUCAGAAAAACAACUCUGGCAAGGGAUGAGUUAGCAAUUUUAAAAAACUCAUGCUGAAACAGCUAGCUCAAAUGGGGGGAUCCAAGUUUGUCUCCUUGGCAUUUCUAUUGGUUUGUUCAGUGCUCCAAAGGGUGUGGUCACAUGGAGACCAACCUCUAUCAAAAGUUGCUGUUCAUAAGGCAACAGUAUCACUUCUUGACCUUGCUUACAUCAAAGCAUCACCAGAAGUUCUUGGACUACAAGGUCAAACUGCUGAAUGGGUAACCUUAGAGUACAGCUCUCCAAUUCCAUCGACUGAUGAUUGGAUUGGAGUAUUCUCUCCCGCAAACUUUAGUGCUUCCACAUGUGCGAAAGAAAAUCGUAGAGUCUAUCCGCCACUAUUGUGUUCUGCGCCCAUUAAGUAUCAAUAUGCAAAUUACUCAAGUCCCCUCUACAAAGUAACUGGAAAAGGGUUUCUGAAGCUUCAGCUAAUUAAUCAGAGAUCAGAUUUCUCAUUUGCACUAUUUUCUGGUGGCUUGUCAAACGUAAGCUGUCAUUAAUUUGAACUUGCUUGA